CAGCAGCUGCGGCUCAUUCUACUCCUAAGCCAGGGCCAGGUCAGGGCAGCGGCGAAGUCUCCGGAUCCUGCCUGCAAAGCGGAUUCGCUCCUGGCCAGCGCGAUGCCAGGAGCUGCUGGGGUCCUUCUCCUCCUGCUGCUCCUCCGGGGCUUUGGGGACAGCGAGGCGCAGCGGCCCCAGGAGCAGUCCCAGCAGCGGCAGCUACAGGCGCAUCAGCAAAGAGGCUUAUUCCCUGCCGUCCUGAAUCUUGCAUCAAAUGCUCUCAUCACAACCAAUGCAACAUGUGGAGAAAAGGGACCAGAAAUGUAUUGCAAGUUGGUAGAGCAUGUCCCAGGGCAGCCUGUGAGGAACCCGCAAUGCCGAAUCUGCAAUCAAAACAGCAGCAAUCCAUAUCAGAGACACCCGAUUACAAAUGCCAUUGAUGGGAAGAACACUUGGUGGCAGAGUCCCAGUAUUAAGAAUGGAAUCGAAUACCAUUAUGUGACAAUUACUCUGGAUUUACAGCAGAUCUUCCAGAUUGCGUAUGUGAUUGUGAAAGCAGCUAACUCCCCUCGGCCUGGAAACUGGAUUUUGGAACGUUCGCUUGAUGAUGUUGAAUACAAGCCAUGGCAGUAUCACGCUGUGACGGAUUCAGAGUGCCUAACGCUCUACAACAUUUAUCCCCGCACUGGACCACCCUCGUAUGCCAAAGACGAUGAGGUUAUCUGCACUUCAUUUUAUUCCAAGAUUCAUCCCUUAGAAAAUGGAGAGAUCCACAUCUCUUUAAUUAAUGGGAGACCAAGUGCUGAUGACCCUUCUCCGGAACUGCUGGAAUUUACCUCUGCUCGCUACAUCCGCCUAAGGUUUCAGAGGAUCCGCACUUUAAAUGCUGACCUGAUGAUGUUGGCACACAAAGACCCAAGAGAAAUUGACCCUAUCGUCACAAGACGUUAUUACUACUCUGUCAAGGAUAUUUCUGUUGGAGGGAUGUGCAUCUGCUAUGGUCAUGCCAGGGCUUGUCCGCUUGAUCCAGUGACAAAUAAAUCUCGCUGUGAGUGUGAACAUAACACAUGUGGGGACAGUUGUGAUCAGUGCUGUCCAGGAUUCCAUCAAAAGCCCUGGAGAGCAGGAACUUUUCUGACAAGAACCGAGUGUGAAGCAUGCAAUUGCCAUGGAAAAGCUGAGGAAUGCUAUUAUGAUGAAGAAAUUGCUAGAAGAAACUUGAGUUUAAAUAUACAUGGAAAGUACGUUGGAGGAGGGGUGUGCAUUAAUUGCACCCAGAAUACUGCGGGUAUAAAUUGUGAAACAUGCAUUGAUGGUUUCUUCCGACCCAGAGGGGUGUCUCCUAAAUAUCCAAGGCCAUGCCAGCCAUGCCAUUGUGAUCCAGUUGGCUCUGUAAGCGAAUUCUGCAUCAAGGAUGAGAAACACACUCGAAGGGGUCUGGCCCCUGGAUCCUGUUAUUGCAAACCUGGCUUCGGAGGGGUGAGCUGUGAUCGGUGUGCCAGGGGCUACACUGGCUAUCCAGACUGCAAAUCCUGUAACUGCAGUGGCUCGGGAAGUACAAAUGAGGACCCUUGUUUAGGACCUUGUAACUGCAAGGAGAAUGUUGAAGGAGGUGACUGCAGUCGUUGCAAGACAGGCUUCUUCAAUUUGCAACAGGAUAAUCCAAAAGGCUGUGAAGAAUGUUUCUGUUCAGGAGUUUCAAACAGAUGCCAAAGUUCCUACUGGACCUAUGGCAAUAUACAAGACAUGAGUGGCUGGUAUCUGACUGACAUCUCUGACCGCAUUCGAGUUGCUCCUCAGCAAGACAGCUUGCAUUCUCCAGAGCAGAUCAGCAUCAGUAACACACAGGUCCGGCAAAGCCUACCCAACAGCUACUACUGGAGUGCGCCAGCUGCGUACCUGGGAAACAAACUCUCAGCAGUUGGAGGAAAACUGACAUUUACUAUAUCCUAUGACCUCGAGGAAGAAGAAGAAGACAUAGAACGUACCCUGCAGCUUAUGAUAAUCUUAGAGGGAAAUGGCUUGAGAAUCAGCACAGCCCAAGAAGAAGUCUACCUUCAGCCAUCUGAAGAGCACGUUCACGUACUGUCCCUUAAAGAAGAAUCAUUUGGCAGAUACGACACACACAUUCCAAUCAACAGAAGAGAAUUUAUGACAGUGCUGACAAAUGUAAAGCGAGUCCUGAUACAGAUCACAUACAGCUUUGGGAUGGAUGCCAUCUUCAGGUUGAGCUCCGUUAACCUGGAAUCUGUAGUUGCCUACCCUACUGAUGCAAGUGUUGCAACAGCUGUGGAAAUAUGUCAGUGUCCACCAGGGUACAGUGGAUCCUCGUGUGAAAAGAGACACCAAGCUAUUGUUUCCUCUAAUUUCAUACCUGCCAGUAACACUAAGUCUUGUUGGCCAAGGCACAGAAGGGUUAAUGGCACUAUUUUCGGUGGCAUCUGCGAACCAUGUCAGUGCUUUGGUCAUGCGGAAUCCUGUGAUGACGUCACUGCAGAAUGUCUGAACUGCGAAGAUCACACAGGUGGCCCAUACUGUGAUCAGUGUCUUCCUGGUUUCUAUGGUGAUCCAACCAAAGGAACUCCUGAGGAUUGUCAGCCCUGUGCCUGUCCGCUCAACAUCCCAUCCAACAACUUCAGCCCAACCUGCCAUUUAGAUCGGAGUCUUGGACUCGUCUGUGAUGCAUGCCCUGUCGGCUACACAGGACCACGCUGUGAGAGAUGUGCAGAAGGCUAUUUUGGACAACCUGCUACACCUGGAGGAUCGUGUCAACCGUGCCAAUGCAAUGACAACCUUGACUUCUCCACCCCUGGCAGCUGUGACAGCUUGUCUGGCUCCUGUCUGAUAUGUAAGCCAGGUACAACAGGCCAGCACUGUGAGCUCUGUGCUGAUGGAUAUUUUGGAGACGCUGUUGAUGCAAAGAACUGUCAGCCCUGUCACUGCAAUGCCAAUGGUUCCUUCUCUGACAUUUGCCACCCUCGAACUGGACAGUGCAAAUGCAGACCCAAUGUGCAGGGACAGCGGUGUGAUGAAUGUAAGCGUGAAACAUUCGGCCUGCAAUCAGCAAGGGGAUGUGUUCCCUGCAACUGUAAUUCUUUUGGUUCUAAAUCAUUUGACUGUGAAGAGAGUGGGCAAUGCUGGUGCCAGCCUGGAGUCACAGGGAAGAAGUGUGACCGCUGUGCCCAUGGAUAUUUCAACUUCCAAGAAGGAGGCUGCACAGCAUGUGACUGUUCCCAUCUGGGUAAUAACUGUGACCCCAGGACUGGCCAAUGCAUCUGUCCUCCCAAUACCAUUGGAGAGGAAUGCUCUAAGUGCGCACCCAACACAUGGGGCCACAGCAUUAUCACUGGUUGUAAGGCUUGUAAUUGCAGUGUGGUGGGAUCCUUGGAUUUCCAGUGUGACAUAAAUACUGGCCAAUGCAAGUGUCAUCCAAAGUUCUCUGGUGCAAAGUGCUCAGAGUGCAAUCGAGGCCACUGGAACUACCCUCACUGCAGCCUCUGUGACUGCUUCCUGCCGGGGACAGAUGCUGCAACCUGUGAUUCAGACACGAAGAUGUGUUCUUGCACUGAUGCAACAGGGCAGUGCACCUGUAAGGUGAAUGUGGAAGGUGUCCACUGUGACAGGUGCCGGCCUGGAAAAUUCGGGCUUGAUGCCAAGAACCCACUUGGCUGCAGCAGCUGUUACUGCUUUGGUGUAACUACUCAGUGCUCUGAGGCAAAAGGACUGAUCCGGACGUGGGUGACUUUGACUGAAGAGCAGACAAUUCUGCCUCUAGUGGAUGAGGCAUUGCAGCACACAACUACCAAAGGGAUUGCUUUUCAGCAUCCAGAAAUUGUUGCCAACAUGGAACUGGUGAGACAGGAUCUCCAUCUGGAACCUUUCUAUUGGAAACUUCCAGAACAAUUUGAAGGCAAGAAGCUGAUGGCCUAUGGAGGAAAACUCAAGUACACAAUCUAUUUUGAGGCUCGGGAAGAGACAGGUUUCUCUACAUAUAAACCUCAAGUAAUUGUUCGAGGUGGGACUCCUACACAUGCUAGAAUUAUCGUCAGGCAUAUGGCUGCUCCUCUAAUUGGCCAAUUGACAAGGCAUGAAAUUGAAAUGACAGAGAAAGAAUGGAAAUAUUAUGGUGAUGAUCCUCGAAUCAGUAGAACUGUGACCCGGGAAGACUUCUUGGAUGUCCUGUAUGAUAUUCAUUAUAUUCUUAUUAAGGCUACUUAUGGGAAUAUCAUGCGACAAAGCAGGAUUUCAGAAAUUUCAAUGGAGGUAGCUGAACCAGGACAGAUCUCAGCAGUGACUCCUCCAGCUCACCUGAUAGAAAAAUGUGACUGUCCCCCAGGCUAUUCAGGCUUGUCCUGUGAGACAUGCUUGCCAGGGUUUUAUCGACUGCGUUCUCAACCAGGCGGUCGCACCCCUGGACCAACCCUGGGCACCUGCGUGCCAUGUCAAUGCAACGGACAUAGCAGCCUGUGUGACCCAGAAACCUCCAUAUGCCAGAGCUGUCAGCACCACACUGCCGGGGACUUCUGUGAGCGAUGUGCUGUUGGAUACUAUGGAAUUGUAAAGGGAUUGCCAAAUGACUGUCAGCAAUGUGCGUGCCCUCUGAUUUCUUCCAGCAACAAUUUCAGCCCUUCGUGUGUCAUGCAAGGUCUGAAUGACUACCGCUGCACGGCUUGUCCUCGGGGGUAUGAAGGCCAGUACUGUGAAAGGUGUGCCGCUGGCUACACUGGCAGUCCCAGCAGCCCCGGAGGCUCCUGCCAAGAAUGUGAGUGUGACCCCUACGGCUCACUGCCUGUGCCCUGUGACCCCGUCACAGGACUGUGCACGUGCCGACCCGGAGCCACGGGCAGGAAGUGUGACGGCUGCGAACACUGGCAUGCACGCGAGGGCACGGAGUGUGUUUUUUGUGGUGACGAAUGCACGGGCCUCCUUCUUGGGGACUUGGCUCGCCUGGAGCAGGCAGUAAUGACCAUCAACCUCACCGGCCCACUGCCUGCCCCAUAUAAAAUGCUGUACAGUAUUGAAAAUACAACUCAGGAGCUAAAGCACUUACUCUCGCCACAGCGCGCCCCGGAGAGGCUUGCUACCUUGGCAGAGGGGGAUCUGAACACACUGGUGAUGGAAAUGAAUGAGUUGCUGACCAGGGCUACCAAAGUGACAGCAGAUGGCGAGCAAACCGGACAGGAUGCUGAAAGGACCAACACCAGAGCAAAGUCUUUGGAAGAAUUCAUCCAGGAGCUGGUCAGGGAUGCAGAAGCUGUAAAUGAAAAAGCUGUAAAGCUUAAUGAAACUCUAGGAACUCAAGACAAGGGCUUUGAGAGACAUUUGCCAGACCUUCAGAAAGAGAUUGAUCAGAUGAUGAAAGAACUGAGGAGGAAAAAUCUAGAAAUGCAGAAAGAAGUGGCUGAAGAUGAGUUGGUGGCUGCAGAAUCCCUCCUGCAGAAAGUGAACAAGCUGUUGGCAGAAGCCAGGGGGAAGAAUGAAAAGAUGGAGAAGGACCUUCGUGAGACACUGGCAGAUUACAAAAGCAAAGUCGAUGAUGCUUGGGAACUCCUAGCAGAAGCCACAAAUAAAAUUAGAGAAGCUGACCGCUUAUCUACUGCAAACCAAAGAAACAUGACUGCUUUGGAGAAAAAGAAGGAGGCUGUUGAGAGUGGUAAACGACAAAUUGAGAACACUUUAAAAGACAGCAAUGACAUCCUCAACGAAGCCAGCCAACUUGCAGAUGAAAUCAACUCAGUUAUAGAAUAUGUUGAAGACAUUCAAACAAAAUUGCCUCCAAUGUCUGAGGAGCUCACAAAUAAAAUAGAUGAACUCUCCCAGGAAAUAAAGGACAAGAAUCUUGCUAAUAAGGUGUCCCAGGCUGAGACUCAUGCAGCACAGCUGAACAACUCAGCUGCCAUCCUUGAUGGGAUCCUCGAUGAGGCUAAAAACAUCUCCUUCAAUGCCACUGCAGCCUUCAAAGCUUACAGCAACAUCAAGGACUACAUUGAUGAGGCUGAGAAAGUUGCUAAAGAAGCCAAAGAUCUUGCACAGGAAGCUGCAGUACUGGCAACAAGUCCCCAGGGUUCAUUGAAGGAAGAUGCCAAAGGCUCCUUGCAGAAAAGCUUCAGGAUUCUAAACGAGGCCAGGAAGCUAGGCCAGGAUGUACAAGACAAUGAUGACCAUCUAAGGGGCUUAACUAGCCGGUUAGAAAAUGCUGACGCCAGGAACGGGGAUCUCUUGAGAACUCUGAAUGACACUCUGGGCAAGUUAUCAACCAUUCCAAACGACACAGCUGCUAAGCUGCAAGCUGUUAAAGACAAGGCGAGACAAGCCAACAACACAGCCAAGGAAGUGCUGGCCCAGAUUAAAGAGCUCCACCAGAACCUUGACGGUCUGAAGAAAAAUUACAAUCAACUGGCAGACAGCGUGGCCCAAACCAAUGCCGUGGUGAAAGAUCCUGCCAAGAACAUUGCAGAUGCAGAUGCUACUGUGAAAAAUUUAGAACAAGAAGCUGACCGGCUCAUAGACAAACUCAAACCCAUCAAAGAACUCGAGGAUAACCUGAAGAAAAACAUUUCUGAGAUUAAGGAACUGAUAAACCAAGCCCGAAAACAAGCCAAUUCUAUCAAAGUAUCUGUGUCCUCCGGAGGGGACUGCAUUCGGACAUACAAGCCAGAAAUCAAGAAAGGGAGCUACAACAAUAUUGUCAUCAACGUCAAAACACCUGUUGCUGACAAUCUCCUGUUUUAUCUUGGAAGUGCGAAAUUUAUUGACUUUCUGGCUAUAGAAAUGCGUAAAGGCAAAGUAAGCUUCCUCUGGGACGUUGGAUCUGGAGUUGGACGUGUGGAGUAUCCGGAUCUGACUAUUGAUGAUUCAUCUUGGUACCGUAUUGAAGCAUCAAGGACUGGGAGAAAUGGAUCCAUCUCCGUAAGAGCCUUGGAUGGACCCAAAGCCAGCAUUAUGCCCCGCACCUACCAUUCUGUGUCUCCGCCAGGGUAUACUAUCCUAGAUGUGGAUGCAAAUGCAAUGCUGUUUGUUGGUGGCUUAACUGGGAAACUAAAGAAGGCUGAUGCUGUGCGUGUGAUUACAUUCACUGGCUGUAUGGGAGAAACAUACUUUGACAACAAGCCUAUAGGAUUGUGGAAUUUCCGAGAAAUAGAAGGUGACUGCAAAGGAUGUACUGUCAGUCCUCAGGUGGAAGAUAGCGAGGGGACUAUUCAGUUUGAUGGAGAAGGUUAUGCCGUGGUCAGCCGCCCCAUCCGCUGGUACCCCAACAUCUCCACUGUCAUGUUCAAAUUCCGGACAUUUUCUUCAAGCGCUCUCCUGAUGUAUCUUGCCACACGAGACCUGAAAGAUUUCAUGAGUGUAGAGCUAACAGAUGGAUACAUAAAGGUCAGCUAUGAUCUGGGUUCAGGAAUGACUUCAGUUGUCAGCAGUCAAAACCAUAAUGAUGGGAAAUGGAAAUCAUUCACCCUGUCCAGAAUUCAAAAACAAGCCAACGUAUCAAUUUUAGAUAUAGACACUAACCAGGAGGAGAAUUUAUCAACUGUAUCUCCCGGAAACAAUUUUGGUCUUGACUUGAAAGCAGAUGACAAAAUAUAUUUUGGUGGCCUGCCGACCCUGAGAAACCUGAGGCCAGAAGUGAAUUUGAAAAAAUAUUCUGGUUGUCUCAGAGAUAUAGAAAUUUCAAGAACUCCAUACAACAUACUCAGUAGCCCAGAUUAUGUUGGUGUUACCAAAGGAUGCUCACUGGAGAAUGUUCACACAGUUAGUUUCCUCAAGCCUGGGUUUGUGGAACUCUCCCCCGUGCCAAUUGAUGUAGGGACAGAAAUCAAUCUGUCCUUCAGUACCAAGAACGAAUCUGGAAUCAUCCUCUUGGGAAGUGGAGGCACACCAGCACCCAGGAGGAAGCGAAGGCAGACUGGACAGGCUUAUUACGCGAUACUCCUCAACAAAGGUCGUCUGGAGGUGCAUCUGUCCACAGGGGCACGCACAAUGAGGAAAAUUGUCAUCAAACCAGACCCAGGCCUCUUUCAUGAUGGAAGAGAACAUUCUGUUCAUGUUGAAAGAACUAGAGGCAUCUUUACCGUCCAAAUUGAUGAAGACAGGAAGUAUAUGCAAAACCUAACAGUUGAACAGGCCAUUGAAGUCAAAAAGCUUUUCAUUGGUGGCGCACCACCCGAAUUUCAGCCGUCUCCACUCAGGAAUAUUCCUCCUUUUGAAGGCUGUGUAUGGAAUCUCGUUAUUAACUCCAUCCCCAUGGACUUUGCAAGGCCUGUGUCCUUCAAAAAUGCAGACAUCGGCCACUGUGCUCUUCAGAAACCCCGUGAAGAUGAAGAUGGAGCAGUUCCAGCUGAAAUAGUGAUCCAGCCGGAGCCAGUUCCCACGCCAGCCUUCCCUACACCUACCGUGACUCUGUCGCAUGGUCCUUGUGCUGCAGAAUCAGUGCCAGAUCUUUUGAUGGGGAGCAAGCAAUUCGGUCUUUCAAAAAACAGUCACAUUGCAAUUGCAUUUGAUGACACCAAAGUUAAAAACCGCCUCACAAUUGAGCUGGAGGUGCGAACAGAAGCUGAAUCAGGCUUGCUUUUUUAUAUGGCUAGAGUCAAUCAUGCGGAUUUUGCUACAGUACAGCUAAGAAAUGGAUUCCCCUACUUCAGUUAUGACUUGGGCAGUGGGAACACCAGCACCAUGAUACCCACCCAAAUCAAUGAUGGCCAGUGGCACAAGAUAAAGAUCACAAGAGUUAAGCAAGAAGGAGUUCUUUCUGUAGAUGAUGCUUCUAACAGAACCAUCAGUCCCAAGAAGGCAGAUAUCCUGGAUGUUGUGGGAAUGCUCUACGUUGGUGGAUUACCCAUCAACUACACUACCCGAAGGAUUGGUCCAGUGACCUACAGCAUUGAUGGCUGCAUCCGGAACCUUCACAUGGCAGAGGCCCCUGUGGAUCUGGAGCAGCCAACCUCCAGCUUCCAUGUGGGGACCUGUUUUGCACAUGCUCAGAAGGGAACAUACUUUGAUGGAACUGGUUUUGCCAGAGCAAUUGGUGGAUUCAAAGUGGGAUUGGAUCUUCUUAUAGAAUUUGAAUUCCGCACAACAAGAACCACUGGAGUUCUUCUAGGAAUCAGCAGUCAAAAAAUGGAUGGGAUGGGAAUUGAGAUGCUCGAUGAAAAGCUGAUGUUUCAUGUGGACAAUGGUGCUGGCCUAUUCACUGCUAUCUAUGAUGCGGGAACCCCAGGGCGUUUGUGUGAUGGACAAUGGCAUAAAGUCACUGCCAACAAGAUCAAACACCGCAUUGUGCUCACAGUAGAUGGGAACCAGGUGGAAGCUGAAAGCCCUAACCCUGCAUCUACCUCCACUGAUACAAACGACCCUGUGUUUGUGGGAGGUUUCCCAGAUGACCUCAACCAGUUCGGCCUGACUACCAACAUUCGGUUCCGCGGAUGUAUCCGGUCCGUGAGGCUCACCAAAGGCACUGGCAAACCACUGGAGAUUAAUUUUACAAAGGCCCUGGAAUUAAGAGGUGUUCAACCAGUGUCAUGCCCAGCCAACUAACCAAAAGAGGUUUCCCUUUCAGAAGGGACCAUCAAAGCCACUAUUACAAGUACAAUAAGUAUAUGUACCUACGUAUGUUAAUAAAACUAAUGUGUGCACAUAUUUAGUCUUCCUGUAUUCAGAUGGUGCUAAUUUAGAAUCCUUCACUGAAUUCUAAUUCAAAUUAUUUCUUAAGUCUAUGAAUAUUAAAACAAGUAUUGCAUUCUAAAUAAA
This is a messenger RNA of Ochotona princeps (American pika), 9726 nucleotides long. RefSeq names its product laminin subunit alpha 2 (gene LAMA2). Bases 103 to 9513 code for a protein of 3136 amino acids. The record is from RefSeq and is a predicted model, not a curated record. Gene Ontology annotation, molecular function: signaling receptor binding; extracellular matrix structural constituent. The transcript is spliced from 64 exons. Lineage: Eukaryota; Metazoa; Chordata; Mammalia; Lagomorpha; Ochotonidae. Gene Ontology annotation, biological process: regulation of embryonic development; axon guidance; cell adhesion. Gene Ontology annotation, cellular component: basement membrane.